AUGGGCGCACUCAGAUAUGACGUCGCCGAUCGGCUGCGCGUGGCGGUGUUCGUUUUAUUUACAGUGAUCGUGACUAUCGCGUGUGCAACGUCCGCUGGUCAUAUCGAGCAGAUGCAAAUUUAUCAGUACGACGAUUACGAGGAAUGUCGUCGAACGUACAGCAAUUCUGUGUUUUGCAGUGCAAAAUCAUACCUUUUGCCUAGUGUGGAUUCAACGCUUUGGGCAGAAAUAAUGAACUAUUCUACACACCCUCGACAUUUCGAUAGACGAACGAUCGAAGUUGGCGUGUGCGUUCAAAAAUGCAAACCUGAAUUUGACAGUGCAGUGCACAAUGUAUCAGCCGAGUUACAGCGAUGCAUAGAGCGAAACAUGUGGAGGCAAUAUGAGCUGAAUUCAUCCAUCGAAAUCAUGCGCUGUAUAUAUGCCGACGAAGCAGCGGUAGAAAACAGUGCUGGAUUAGGUGUGGCGCAGAUUGGGUUCCUGUGCUUCGCGAUAGGGGCGAUAGUGCUGGCGAUACUUGCAUCUGUAUCAGACAAUCCAUCCGACAAAGGAUGUAAAGCGUAUAAGGAAACAUCAAUUAACACGAGCUUGAUGCAAUCCUUUUCACUGGCUCGCAAUUUACCGAAGCUGAUUGAAAGAGAGAAUAAUCUGCGGCAUCUGGACGGCCUCCGUGCGCUAACUAUGAUAAUUAUCCUAUUAACCCAUUCCACGAUACCCUUGAUAAGGAUGCCGCUGAAAAAUGUCAACGAUCUUGAGGCUCAGUUCAGUCAGCCGUGGUUCCCGAUUGCAAUGGCCGGUAACACGUACACGGUGCAGAUAUUCUUCGUCAUCGGAGGUUUGCUGUUGGCAUUUAACAUGCUGGAGCAAUUUAAGAAGCGUGAUAGUGUAGGUGUGGCUUAUUUUUUGGAUCGUGUGAAAAUUCGACUCAUCAGAUUACUUCCGCUGUAUCUGUUUAUGAUCCUAUUUCAUGCUUCAUGGUAUCCACGGUUGUAUAAAGGGCCGAUCGGUGAUCGUUUUCAAGAUCAUUGCACAACAAACUGGUGGACCAAUGUCUUGUUUUUGAAUAAUUAUAUCAAUGCAAGCGAACCGUGUAUACAAUUUUCCUGGUAUCUAGGGGCAGACUUCCAGCUUUAUCUACUCGGUACAGUGUUGAUGAUUUUAAUGCGGAUUCCAAAACUGUUCAAACCGAUUAUAGUAUGCAUGUUGGUUGGUGCUUUUCUUGGACCAGUAGUCGUCAUUUAUAGGUAUCAUCUGGAUGCUACAGUGAUGAUGAUAUUAAGAUAUGUACUUCAAGAAAUUCGCACAUUACCAUACUACUUGCGCGUGUAUAUUCCAUUCGAGACAAAUGCAGGAAAUUAUUUCUUCGGAAUGAUAGCUGGAAUUGCAUAUUCCCGUUUAAAGGAUAAUCCAGCAGCCGCUUCUAUUUUAAAGCUAAAUUAUCUUUUACCAAUAAGCGCUGCGUUUUUUCUAACAAUGAACGGACUUACUAUGAUGCUACCUUCGGACCAUUUGACCAAACCUUCAUUCGGUCUAGCAUUUUUCGGAUCAAUGCUAAAAAGCGCAUGGGGUAUUUUUCCCUCAGUAUUACUGCUUCAUAUCGCAUUUCAGAAAAGACCGGCAUGGUUAGUAGCAGUACUUCAACAUCCAAUACUGUUAGUUGCAUCUAAAUUAAGCUACAGCAUUUACCUUGUACAGUAUACAAUAGUUUACACAGUGUACAGACACAUUACCUAUCCGCUUGUAUAUAACAGUUUUACCAUACUUAUCUUUACAGCGGCAAUUGUAAACAUGACAUUCUGUGUAGCAUUUUUUCUACACAUUUUUAUUGAACUUCCUUUCAACUUAUUCCUCAAACAAAUCUUGGGAAAAUCUAAAUCUAAAGUUUAAUGUUUUUU
Messenger RNA from Anopheles maculipalpis, 1895 nucleotides. Its product is annotated as O-acyltransferase like protein-like. Bases 1 to 1887 code for a protein of 628 amino acids. The transcript is spliced from 11 exons. The record is from RefSeq and is a predicted model, not a curated record. Gene Ontology annotation, molecular function: acyltransferase activity, transferring groups other than amino-acyl groups. NCBI's taxonomy places the organism in Eukaryota, Metazoa, Arthropoda, Insecta, Diptera, Culicidae.